AUGUAUAGAGAAAAAUCAUUAAAUUAAAAACUCUAAGAUCAAGAAAAAGAUUAUUAGUAGUUGUUUGAAUAUUAAUUAUAUGCUCAAUUUAAACAGAAAGAUUGGUGCCAAUCAAUGGCUUUUACAAAAGGAAAUUAAUUAUUGAUAAUUUAAUGUAAAACAUUUAUUAAAGUAUUAUCUAUCCUUUAAGGAUAAAUUAAUCAAAUAAAAAUUUUAUCAAGUCAUAAAACAUAUCUUACAACAAUAACUAUAUUGUAAAAAAUCAAUUUACUUAUAUCGACCAGCUAAGAAGGAUAUAUCCAUAUUUGGUCAUUAAUUCCUAUUGCAAAACCAAUCAUAAUCAAAAAAUUUGAUACUACUUCUUCAUAUGUUAGUUGUUUAAUAAAUAAUGAAAGCUGUGAUCUUAUUAUAACAGGAAAUAAUAAUAUUAUAAACUUUUGGAAGAAUCCUAUGAAAUGGUUUCUCAUUUAAUCAAUUAAUGAUCAUGCAGGAGCUGUAUGGGCAUUAAGUUUGAAUUAGAAUGAAAAUAAACUUAUAUCUUGUGGAUGGGAUAAAAUGAUUUUAAUUAUUGUAAAAUAAAGUGAUGAAAAUUGGAUUGUUACAUAAAAAGUUUUUGUUUAAUAAUAUGGAUAUCGAAUAUGUUUUCUUGAUAAUGAUUAGUUUUUGUAUCAACCUAGAUAUAAAAAAGCAAUAAUACUUUAUUAAAUCUUAGAUAAUGGUUGUUAAGUGGAGAAAGUUAAAGAAAUUGAAUUAACUUAAACAUCAAAAGACUGUAAUGCAUUUUUUCCAAUGUAGUUUGAAAAAUAAAAAAAAAUAAUUUUGAAUAAAAAUGGUGAUACAAUAAUUAUAUUAAAAGUAAUAGGAUAAGGAUAAAUAUAAAUUAUGUAAUUUAUUUAUUUCGAAUCUUAUAAUAUUUUUGGGAAGAUGAGUGAGGAUGGUUAAUUAUUAGCUAUUUGGGAUGAAAGUAAAAAGAAUUUAUAGAUAAGAAAACUUUAAUAUUAUUCAUUAGAAUGA
Paramecium pentaurelia is the source of this 1014-nucleotide messenger RNA. Lineage: Eukaryota; Ciliophora; Oligohymenophorea; Peniculida; Parameciidae. The record is from the annotation of a GenBank genome assembly.